Dissoconium aciculare CBS 342.82 is the source of this 1740-nucleotide messenger RNA. RefSeq names its product adenine nucleotide alpha hydrolases-like protein. The coding region runs from base 96 to 1400 and encodes 434 amino acids. Lineage: Eukaryota; Fungi; Ascomycota; Dothideomycetes; Mycosphaerellales; Dissoconiaceae. The transcript is spliced from 2 exons. Gene Ontology annotation, molecular function: FMN adenylyltransferase activity. Gene Ontology annotation, biological process: FAD biosynthetic process. The record is from RefSeq and is a predicted model, not a curated record.
CGAAACAUGUCCCUGGCCUUCGGUCUCUCUCCUCUCUGUACAUGAUCUCACGAUACCGCUCGCUUCCAUCCAGAGUUCUCAAUUGGUGUCUAUCAAUGCGCACAAAGAGAACCCUUCAUCACAGCCGAAUUCCCCGACUAUCAGCCGUAGUUAGUUCCAUUGCGAGCACAAGUCUGCGGCCGGCGUUGCGAUCUUUGGGAGCGAUAGAUCGACGCCCUCAACGCCGCGCUCUCACAUAUUCAACAUCGCCACCAGUCAGCUUUCUGGGUUUUUCUCAUAGUCGUCGCGGGACCCUCCAAGACAGCACCCAAACUCGUCGCUUCCACACCAAUUCCACAACUCGAAGCCCAUCUACCAUCGCCUUCGAAAAGAUGCACCUGACAGAGAGUGCUGUCCCACCUGCACCGUCACUUCCACAAGAGCUCAGCUAUGGAGAGGGCUCACACGUGAAUGGCAUCGACGGUGGACAUGCAUCACACAUAAAUGGACAUGCGGCCGUGACAUUGUCUGAGCGAUGCGAACAAGUCUACGAGCAGGUCAAUGACUUCUUACAUCGUGCGCCUAGAGACGGAGAGGACGGUAGACGGCUAGAACAUGCGCGGCGGCAGACUCGCUUGAGUUUAGAUAUAAUUGCAGAGGCUCUGGAGAAGUAUAGCUUCGAGGAGCUCGCUAUAUCAUACAAUGGAGGCAAGGAUUGUCUGGUGUUGCUCGUCCUCUACCUCGCCGGCUUACACGCAUACGCAACUCACCAAAACUUCUCCUCGCCGAAUCAACAGCCGUCAUCAACAAGCGCCGCGACCACAAACGGCAAAGGUCGACGAAUACAGCUCCCGCCAACACUGCCUGCAAUCUACAUCCUCUCCACCAAUCCUUUUCCAAGCGUAACCUCCUUCGUCACCACCUCCGCCGCGCACUACGCGCUGAGCCUAACAUCCUACCCAGCGCCAAUGCUCUCCGCAUUCACCUCACACCUCGAACACAAUCCGCAGAUUCGCGCCAUUUUCGUCGGCACGCGACGAACAGAUCCGCAUGGCGCGACGCUGACACCAUUUGCGCCCACGGACGGGAAAUGGCCACGGUUCAUACGCGUGCAUCCCGUGCUGGACUGGAACUAUGUGGAUAUUUGGUGUUUCAUCCGAGGCGUGGGCAUGGAAUACUGUGAGCUGUAUGAUCGCGGGUAUACCAGUCUGGGCGGUAGAGGGGACACUUGGCCGAAUCCGAAGUUGAGAAUAGAUGCUGUAGAAAAGGAUGCAGCGAGCCUAACAGCCGGUGGCGCGGUGAUGGCUGCGAAGAACAUCGAUGGUGUUGACCAAGAGGAAAACGGAGGAGAAAUACGUUAUCGACCGGCUUAUGAGCUGGUAGAGGACGAGGAGGAGCGAUUAGGACGGGAGCGGCGAUGAUGUCAAACGGAGAGAAUGGUGCUGGCGUCGUCAGAAUGGGUCGACAAGACCAAUAGGGAAACAGGCAGAGGAGCUGCGGCAACGCCAAACGUUGCAAGAGGAGGAACUUUGAGACAUGUGCAUUGCGGGCGCCGGAUCUAGAUGAAGACGAUAGAUGAGCAGCGAUUGAAAAAAGCCAUGAAAGAUCGAAGAUGAUGCAUUGGGGCCCUUUUCAGAAAUCAACCCUGAAUUUUAAUAAGAAAGACAUCGCGAAGAAAUUUGGACAUGUCCCAGACCUUCAUGAAACAUCAUUGAAACGUGAAUCCGCGUAAAUCAAGUUCAAGUUAAUCAAAUUCAUGCC